CUCUGAUAGGCUUCUCGAUCGCAGUAAGAUGCUGUCUCCCAGGUUCAUCCCCAGGUUUUUCUGGAUGCUGAUUGCCUGCCUGAUGCUCCUAUCUUGUCAAAUUCAAGGUGAAGAGUCCGAGACAGAAUUGGCUGCUCCACGAAUCAGCUGCCCUCAAGGUUCAUCAAGCUUUAAUGCCAAGUGUUAUGCUUUGUUUAUCACACCAAAAUCCUGGAUGGAGGCAACUAUUGCCUGCCAGAGGUGGCGAUCAUCACAUCUUACAUCUGUACUCAGUAAGUUGGAGGCAUCCUUUUUGUCCAGUAUGCUCAUUGGAGAAGGAAAUGAGAAUGCUUACGUCUGGAUUGGGCUCCAUGACCCCACAGAGAGAGGAAAUGGAUGGAAGUGGAGUAAUGAAGAUGUGAUGAAUUAUUUUGCCUGGAGGAAAAUUCCUCCUUCAUAUCCAAACCCUGGGCACUGCGGGGCUCUCCUGAAAGACUCAGAUUAUAAGGAAUGGAAAGAUUUGAGCUGUGAUGUGGAACUUCCGUAUGUCUGCAUGUUCUAGAAUGGUUCAUGAGAAAUAAGGAGACUAGUGUGAA
Messenger RNA from Sorex fumeus (smoky shrew), 575 nucleotides. RefSeq names its product regenerating islet-derived protein 3-gamma-like. Gene Ontology annotation, biological process: antimicrobial humoral immune response mediated by antimicrobial peptide; positive regulation of cell population proliferation; response to peptide hormone. The record is from RefSeq and is a predicted model, not a curated record. The transcript is spliced from 5 exons. Lineage: Eukaryota; Metazoa; Chordata; Mammalia; Eulipotyphla; Soricidae. Gene Ontology annotation, molecular function: signaling receptor activity; peptidoglycan binding; oligosaccharide binding. The coding region runs from base 29 to 541 and encodes 170 amino acids.